CUCCACAAACUGAGGCGCAUGUUAUAGUCAUGAUGGCUACCCAGCCCCUAAAUUAGAGACGUGAGAGGCAAGUUUUUGUUGGAAAGGACCGAUAUAAAAAAAACUUCGACACACCCUGGUGACAUCCAUAACUGUUUUGCCACUGCUGGUACUGGUGUGUGGAACGUGUUUCAAGUUUUGUUGCUCAGCACGUGCAUUUGUCAGGACUGCAUUUGUCUCUGGAAACGGAAGUUUGAUCUUUUUCCACAUUUGACUGCAUGUGCCUGAGAGUCUGACCCUGCAUAUCUUCAAUGGCUGCCUUGUGCUCCACCUCUGUGCCUGAGGGUUUCCACUAUGAGACUAAGUACAUUGUCCUCAACUACCUGGGCCUCCUGCCCCCCUCCCAGCUACUGUCCACUGCUGGUGGAGGAGAUGACCAGUAUGCUAUGGAGAGAGAGCGGAACAGAGUGAUGAAAGGACAGAUAGAGGAAGAGCUAAGGCAACUGGAAGAUGAGAUCUCAGCCUACUACUCCAGUACAGGCUUCGACUGCCACAUGUCUCCGGUGUUCAGCCCUGCCAACCCAGAGAGCUCCAUCGAGGAUUGCCUUGCUGCUCUGGGUGACCGGGUGGCCAGAGACCUGGACACACACCUGACCUCCACUGUACACACACUCCUCAGUGCCCCUUUGGACUACGAGCGUUUCAGAAAAGCAGCACAAGACGUCUCCUGCCACACGCAGAGCGGCUGGACCAAGGUGCUGGUACCUUUAGUGCUGCUGCAGGCCCUACAGGGAGAAGGACAGAUCCUGGCCACCCUCCUUCCUCUGGGGGUCAAUUUCCUGGAGGAGGCUGAGGCAGACUACAUCAUCCGGCAGGGAGGCUGGGGUACAGUGUUUAGCCUGGAGGAAGAGGAGCAGCAGGGCUUGAUCAUAGCCGAGGACAGCAACGACAUCUAUAUCCUGUCUGGAGAGCAGCUUCCCACAUCGCUGCUGGGCACCAGAGAUAGCAGUGAGCUGGGCAGCUGGCAGACAGAAAGCUUACGUGUGUCUCUGGCAGGCCACGAGUCUUGGGCACAGGUGGGCAUGAUGGACCAUCCCGAAGACAUCAAGAGCCUGGAAAGCAACGAGGGCAACCUCUCAGAGGAGCGCAGCGAGAACAACUCUUCCAACUCAGACAUCGUGCACGUAGAGCGAGAGGACGCAGAGGGUGAGGGCGGGGCAGAGGCGCCUGAGCUGCAGGAGAUAAUGCUGAGCGUACUGGGGACGGAGAGUGAACUGGCUGAGCUGAGGGCGAAGUUUAGGGAUGACACCCCGCCUCCUGUCCCAGCAGCCCCAGAGCUUGUGGUGGGAUGUCUGGAGGAGCCAGUCGUCAUCGAGACCCCUGCUCCCCUGUCGGCGGUCCCGUCAGAGCCAGAACCGCGUGCCCCAUCCACUGUUCCCAUGUCAGAGUCCGAAUCCCCUGCACUAGCCCCUGUGGUUGAGCCUGCCCCUGUUGUUGAGGCAGCACCUGCCAAGAUGCCCCCUAUUCCCCAACCAGCAGAGCAAGUCCCAGAACCAGUCCCAAUACCAGUCGCAGCAGCACCACCCCAGCCAGAGCCUGUUCCAGAGGAGCCCCAGCCUGAACCUCAGUCAGAGACUGUGCUGGAGCUGGCAGCAGCGCCUGUCUUGGAGGCAGCCCCUGUGGAGACCCCUGUGGCCCCAGCUGAGGAGGCCCCAGUGCAAAUGGAACCAGAGCCCAAGUUGGAGCUUCCAGUGCUGCUUUACAGUGGAGCUGCCCUGGUGGCCCUAGCUGCUGUAGUGGCCUGGGUAGUCCUGACCCACCGGAAAAGGUAGCCUAGCGGUGCUCCUGAACGGGGCCCCAGACCUCACCGGUCCCUGCCUAGCUCACUGCAGGUAACCUGGGCUGCUGCGCUGCCAAUGCCAGGUGCACACACCAUGGCAAAAUUAACUUCUUUUCUCUCUCCAUUUUUAUUUUCCUCCGUUCUCAUCUCAUCUGGCGUUUUGAUAUGUUUGUCUUCAGUUGUACAUUGAGGUGAUGGGUCGGCGACAGCAAACUGGAAAGGACAUAUUUUACAUUUUUAUCUUGGUUUCUCUAUUGUGUGUUUUCUGGGGGUGUGGUUCUGUCCUGUGCCAUCUUGAUGCAAGUGAACGAUACAAGCAGGGGGUCUGUUACCCUCUCGGCUGGCUCUUCGGUACCUCUUUGUCCUCAGAGCCUAGUGGGUGUAGCUCAAGUCAUAAUUGCCAGUUCUGUUGCAAAAAAGGGGUAGAGGAAAGGGCACCUAUUCCAAUAGAAAAAUCUAUCUGGAAUUAUUAGAAAAAGUGUGUUCUGACUACCUUGUCCUCUGAAAAACAAUCCUGUCUUCAAGAGCAGGUUGAGGAUGAGAUGAAUGUGGUUAUGUAGAAUUUAUUUUUAUGGCAGUUAAACAAUCAUGAUUAGACUCAUUUUUGUUUUUAUAAUUAUGUGAUGUUGGGAUAUAAGAUUCAUUACUGGAGACCCUGACAUACCUGUAAAAUAACUAUCUGCAGAUUUACAAGGGACAAAAUUCUUCAUAUAUAGCACUUCAUUGAGAUGAUUAAUAUCACACUAAAAUGUGAAGUAGAUAUAUUUAUGAUCUACUCCCACUAAUGGCUGAUUGCCAGUCACUUACUACAUCAACUGAUGAUGAAUGUAUUUUGUAAAUUAUUUGGGACAAUUUUUUUGAGGGGGGGGAUUAGGGAUUCCACUUUAAAAUGUGAAUGGGAUGCCUUGACUCAAUAUUAUCACACUACCUAAUUUAAUUAAUUUAGCUAACACAUAUUUUGACACAGGUGUCUUCUCUUUUAUAUAGUGUUGUAAUGUAUGGUCAUAUUGCAGUAUUAUAAUAAUUGCAAUGAAAUAGAUUUUUUUUUUUUUAUAGUGUCAUAAAAAGGGACGAGCUGAGGAUAAAGAUUACCGCAGCUAACAGCCAGAGUGGGAUACACCAUUGCGUUUUAUAACUUGCCAUCUCUUUGGUUUUUAGGGGACUGUGAUGGGUGAAUGUGUUAUUCAACAUUCCAGGCAUGAAGAUGCAGCCUUGAAAAUAGAUGUAUAGAUCUGUCAUUGUGUGUGUGUGAGAACGUCAACCACUCCUAAAGCCAGUUUAACCAUGAUGGCACCAUGGUGAAUACUGGUCCAGGCACUGUCUUCUGUCGACAGGGAAUGGAGGGUUGGGAAUGACUGCACCAAGAUCCACUUUGUCUGUUUGGUGAAUUUCAUACUCGUAUGUUCAACUCAAAAGGUUUAAGAUUGAACAUGAAAGAUAUAGUCCGUCUACUUGAUUUAAUCUGAGACUAUCAGAAGGAGAAAUGUUUAGUCUUGAAUCAAUUUAUUCUCUCAUUCCCAACUCAUGUGUUUUUAAGAAAUAGGGCACUAGGGGGUGUGGUAUAUAGCCAAUAUAUCACGGCUAAGAGCUGUUCUUGGGCGCGACGCAACACGUCAUGCCUGGAUACAGCCCUUAGCUGUGGUAUAUUGGCCAUAUACCACAAACCCCCGAGGUUCUUCAUUCUAUUAUAAACUAGUUACCAUUGUAAAAAAUAAAUAAAGAUGAAAGCUGUUUUGUCAUACCCAUGGUAUACAGUCUAACAUACCACGGCAGUCAGCCAAUCAGCAUUCAGGGCUCAACUCACCUAGUUUAUAAUGGUAAAUAACCUCACAUGGACUGUCUUUCUUCCUCUACAUGGUUCGCUGUUUGUCCCCUCUGCUGGCCCAAACUGCCCACCCGGCACUGCCUUGCCAUUCCGCUGUAAACCCUACCUUUCUACAAUCGAGAUUUCUAAACAAAGCUUAACAGCUGUGUCUGCUGGCUUCUUCCCACUACUAGCAAAGCUUCCACUCAGGCUUGAGAAAUGGAAGUCUGUCCACAACUUGAAGAGUAGGAACAACACACAUGCCAGCCCUGCUACAGACAAUCAACAGAGCUAAUGAAACCUCAUAUCUUCCUCUGUGUACAAUGUGAAUCCAAAAUAAAAAUCUGCGCUGUUGGCCUCGA
Messenger RNA from Oncorhynchus kisutch (coho salmon), 3985 nucleotides. RefSeq names its product bcl-2-like protein 13. Bases 291 to 1811 code for a protein of 506 amino acids. The transcript has 7 exons. Gene Ontology annotation, biological process: apoptotic process; regulation of apoptotic process. NCBI's taxonomy places the organism in Eukaryota, Metazoa, Chordata, Actinopteri, Salmoniformes, Salmonidae. The record is from RefSeq and is a predicted model, not a curated record. Gene Ontology annotation, cellular component: membrane; mitochondrion.